This is a messenger RNA of Microthlaspi erraticum, 390 nucleotides long. NCBI's taxonomy places the organism in Eukaryota, Viridiplantae, Streptophyta, Magnoliopsida, Brassicales, Brassicaceae. The record is from the annotation of a GenBank genome assembly.
AUGAAGGAGGAGGCGGAGGAAGAAGAAGCUGGUGGUGUAGAGGCUCGCGGUUUCAUAUUCGGUCCACCCAUCGCAUUAGCCAUUGGAGCAAAAUUCGUUCCCCUUCGUAAACCCAAAAAAUUGCCCGGUGAAAUAAUAUUUGAAGAGUAUGAGCUGGAGUACGGAAGUGACCGGCUGGAGAUGCACGUCGGUGCUGUGGGUUCCGGUGAUCGAGCAUUAGUCGUUGAUGAUCUGAUUGCUACUGGUGGGACUCUCUGUGCUGCCAUGAAUUUGCUCGAGAGGGUUGGAGCAGAAGUGGUUGAAUGUGCAUGCGUUAUCGAGUUACCAGAAUUAAAGGGAAGGGAGCGUUUAGAGGGAAAGCCACUGUGUGUGCUCGUUGAGUAUCGAUGA